AUGAACAACAAAACUGUAAUCACCCAGUUCCUCCUCCUGGGCCUGCCCAUUCCCCCAGAGCACCGGCACCUGUUCUAUGCCUUGUUCCUGGCCAUGUACCUCACCACUGUUCUGGGAAACCUGCUAAUCAUUAUUCUUGUUCGGCUGGACUCCCAUCUCCACACACCAAUGUACUUGUUUCUCAGCAACUUGUCCUUUGCUGAUCUCUGCUUUUCCUCUGUCACAAUGCCCAAAUUACUGCAGAACAUGCAGAGCCAGGACACAUCUAUUCCCUAUGUAGGCUGCCUGACACAAAUAUUCUUCUUUCUGAUGUUUGGAUACCUUGGGAGCUUUAUUCUUGUGGCCAUGGCCUAUGACCGCUAUGUGGCCAUCUGCUUCCCUCUUCAGUACACUAGAAUCAUGAGUCCCAAGCUCUGUACUUGUCUAGUGCUGCUAUUUUGGAUACUGACAUCAUCUCAUGCCAUGAUGCACACCCUGCUUGCAGCAAGACUGUCUUUUUGUGAGAACAAUGUGAUCGUCAACUUUUUCUGUGACCUGUUUGCUCUCCUAAAGUUGGCGUGCUCAGACACUUAUGUUAAUGAGUUGAUAAUAUUUAUCAUGGGAGGGCUUGUCGUUAUUAUUCCAUUCAUCCUCAUUGUUAUAUCCUAUGCAAGUAUUAUUUCCUCCAUUCUUAAGGUUCCAUCGACCCAAGGCAUCUACAAAGUGUUCUCUACCUGUGGUUCCCAUUUAUCUGUGGUAUCUUUGUUCUAUGGGACAGUUAUUGGUCUCUACUUAUGUCCAUCAGGCAAUAAUUUCACUGUAAAGGAGAGUGCCAUGGCCAUGAUGUACACAGUGGUGACUCCCAUGCUGAACCCAUUCAUCUACAGCCUGAGAAACAGAGAUAUGAAGAGGGCCCUAGUAAGAGUUAUCUACAGUAAGAAAAUCUCUCUGUAA
Apodemus sylvaticus (European woodmouse) is the source of this 933-nucleotide messenger RNA. RefSeq names its product olfactory receptor 1493. NCBI's taxonomy places the organism in Eukaryota, Metazoa, Chordata, Mammalia, Rodentia, Muridae. The transcript has a single exon. Gene Ontology annotation, molecular function: G protein-coupled receptor activity; olfactory receptor activity. The record is from RefSeq and is a predicted model, not a curated record. Bases 1 to 933 code for a protein of 310 amino acids. Gene Ontology annotation, cellular component: membrane. Gene Ontology annotation, biological process: G protein-coupled receptor signaling pathway.